Messenger RNA from Brenthis ino (lesser marbled fritillary), 2079 nucleotides. Lineage: Eukaryota; Metazoa; Arthropoda; Insecta; Lepidoptera; Nymphalidae. The record is from the annotation of a GenBank genome assembly.
AUGGAUAGCGAUAUAAACUCGUUAGAUAUGGACCGAGAUUGUGAAGUAAUUAAUUUAUUAGAAGAGAGGACCGAGAUUAACAGUAAUGACGAAAAUUCGUUAUUAUUAUAUGAGAGGACAGAAAGAAGUCGCGCAGAGAAGAGAAAUCGGGUGGUAGACGAGGAAGAAGUUUGGACAGAAGUCGGUAGAAGAGGUAAAGUAGUGGCACGCAGUGCGUCUGACGAUGAUAUGACUAGAGUACCAGAAGAACAAAUUGAGAUAAGUAUGACAUCGAAAAAGGAGAAGUUACCUAAGCAAUUAGGAUUGGCCCGUAUCCUCAAGCAGGAAAAUAUAUUAGAUAUUAUUCGAUAUGAAAGACAUCAAGAGGACACUCUUCAGGAAAACCUACCUAGGACAACUCAAUCAGAUAACAAUAUAACAUACGCAGAGGUGUUAAAAACUACAGCCGAAGUACACAGGGAGCAGGACACAACCCUUAAUUCUAAUACAUCGGUAUUUAACACAAAAAAAAAGAAAGCAAGAAAAGACCAAGAAAAGGUUCAAACUGAUGAGGAGUACACUUUAGAAUUAGAUUCUGAUAUUGAUCUAGAGCUACAGGAGAGAGAAGAUAUCCAACAAAGAGAGAAAUUUAAUAAAUUUGAUGAGAAAAUUCAUAUUGCGGUCUUAAGUGAAACGUGGUUAAAUUCCAAUGUUAACUUUAGGAUAUCUGGCUAUAAUAUAGUUCGCGAGGAUAGGGACGACGGAUAUGGUGGUGUAGCAAUUAUAGUUCAUGCCUCCAUUAAAUAUCAAUUAUCUAAAAUAAAUUGUACAAAUCCUGGAAUACAACUUAUACAUCUAAAAUUACUGAAUUGUUUUCAAAUAGAAAAUAUCAUUGCUAUCUACUGUCCGCCAUCCGUGCAGACUACAACAAGCGAUUGGGAUUAUAUUUUUGGCAUUUAUAACAAUAAAACUUUGAUUGCUGGAGACUUUAAUGCUCAUCAUUCGAAUUGGUCAUAUAAGACAGAUAACAGGGGUAGUCAACUUUUUGAUGUAUUGCUUGAUAAAAAUUAUAUAACUCUGAAUGACGGAUCACCUACUAGAAUUAAAUUGGUCAAUGGCAGUCUACAAAAAUCUUCUCCCGACAUUACAUUGGUAACAAGUGAUAUCGCUUUAAAGUUUACUUGGGCAAUGUCAAAUGAAUCGUUAGGGAGCGAUCAUCUCAUCAUUAAAUAUUCCUUGUAUAACAAUAAUCAGAGUCCUAACUUCGUUCGAAAGAGGAACUUUAAAAAAGCCAAUUGGAAUGGUUAUUCUAGUUUUCUUCAAAGCAUCUUCUCCGUUUUGAUAUUGGCAGCCAAUCCUCAGAAGGCGUAUAAUCAAUUCGUUGACGCUAUUAAUACUGCUGCUAAUAUAUAUAUACCCCCAGUUAACAUUUGUCAAGACCCAUUAAGACUUAAAAAAUUUGUUCCUAAAUCAUAUUGGAAUGUAGACAUCUCUCGCUCGAUAGCGGAACGGAGACUUGCAUUAGCAAUUUUUAGGAAAAACCCUACGCCCCAUAAUUUAAGCAAUCUUCAAGCUAAAAUUGCUUCUGCACGGAGAACUAUUCGUAAAGCUAAAAGAGAAGCUUGGAGAAAGUUCUGUAGUAGUAUUAAUGAAAUUGUGUCCCUUAGUGAAAUGUGCCGUCGAAUGCGAUGGUUAAAAGGAUACCGUUUACCUAGGGCUAACAUUGAUGAAACUAUUGCCAAUAAACUUUUACGUAAUUUAUCCCCAGAUUAUGUUUCGCCAGAUAAGCCUUCUUUUACUUCGAGUAAUCAAGCCCUGGAAAGCAUCAUAACUCUACAUGAACUCAACCGAAUCACAAAUAAAUUACACGAAUACGACACGUUACGUAAAAUUAAUUUAGUUAAUACGAGUAAGGGAGUUUUAUGCGUUAGCAAGAUGAGUUUCUUAACUUCCUUGGGCCAAUAUGUGGCCGGCGUGGCCGAUAGUGUUGCUGGCUUGGCUCUAUCACCGCGACGAGCUCCCCCAUCUCGCCAUCGCUCUGCUGAAGAAUCUCAGCAACAACCGCAGCCUUCGACAGCAACAAUGAGAGGUAAACAAAAA